CACAACAUGGUUACAUAAAGUAAACAACAGUACUGUACAGUAGUGGCAGAGACGAGUUUUUGUUCUCGCUGUUGAUAGUGGUGAUACAUUCGUGAUGUGAUCAUGGCUUGAUCAAGGUCGCGACAUCAGUAGGGUGCAGCGGCAAUUCUUAUCAUUCUGUCCUUGUCUCACCCCACCAUUGCACUCCCGCUGUUUUCAAACGACAGUAUGCUAUAGAUACUUGAAACCGGGUUCAGUUUAUAUUUCACCGGGAUUCAGUUGACAGCUAAGACACUGGUAAUCUUUUAAGGCAGCUAAAGUAUCGUUCGCAUGCGAAAUGUUUUCAAUCGAGAAAGUAUUAUUUAGGAACAUUUUUUGUGAAACUGUCAUUGUGAUAAGAAUGUUUGAAGCAAUUAUACUACAAAAACAGUGAUGUUUAUCAUAGUAUAAUAGAGUUAUAGUGAUAUUAAUUUACCUACUAUAUAGCUAUUUAGUUCAUCAAUGAAGUGACAGUGAUAUUUCGUCCGUAAUUUGUGUUUCUCAUCGGGGGUUAGAGUGAAGGGUGUAUAUCGAUUGGCAAUGACGUCAUCGCGAUGAGUUGAGCAGUUUUCGUUGUAAUCGAUGCGCCGUUGGAGAUGCGUCGACCGCGUGUGUUCGACUGGCCUGCGACUUUUCUGCUUGGCCUAUGUCUGCCUGUUCGCGGUCGCCGGCGUCGUCCUACUCAGGCACAGAUCGACUUCAUUCUCUCCUCGGACUUACUUUUCAGCCGAAAGUUCUGAGUGGCCAACACUAGACUCUUUCCUCAGCAAAUCUGACAGCAGGUGGAGUGCACUGCAGGAUGGAUCAAAACUGGACUGUUCGUCGCUGCAAGACAUGCUGGAGGUGCAAUCGGUGGCCUACGGGUGGACGAAGGCAGUGUACAGGGCGGUGCUGCGAGGCCAGGCGGUCGCCAUCAAAACGGUGAACAUGCACGGCAGGGACAUGAUGCAGUGCCUGGGUAGAGGGCCGCAUGAAGCCGCCCAGUGGCAAAGACCGACUUCGGCCGAGUGCUAUCGGCGGGCUGCAAACAAGAUCAUCAAAGAGGUCGCCAUUCUCAUACAGCUAGCUCCCCAUCACAGCUUCAUUCAGGUUCUAGGCGCAUGUGUACCAGAUGCUUCGGGGCCCGUAAUUGUGAUGACUGAACUUGGCGAACCGUUAGAUACAGUACAACUCCUACGUUUACCGUGGAUAAAAAGACUGAAGCUGGCGAAAAGUAUAGCAGAAAUGCUAGUGCGGCUAGCACACUCCCCACUCGGCUCGCUGGCAAUGAACGAUCUCCGCAGACAGCAAUUCGUUCUGGUCGACGAUUCGCUCAAACUGUCCGACGUCGACGAUGUUGGCAUGGCCGAACCACACUGCUCAAGAGACAACGAGUGUCACAUUCGCUCCGACAACAACACAGUUAUAGAUGGAGUGAGCUGUGUUAACAGAACAUGCAGUGGCUACAAUGAGCGAUUGAACAUUUGGCGCGCUGGUCAGCACUUCAUCAAACAAUUUUUGCCGAUCGACGUUCCGCCAUUUCUCGAGUCGCGCACUCGCGCUCUGAUGGAUGCUUACGAGCGACGCUCGCCGUCUGCUGGUUGGGACGCCAAGCGCAUACUUGUCGCCACUGACAACCUCCUUCAACUUUACCAUACUCAACACAAUCCCCCUCAAACAACACACAAAUAUGGGUCAAGGAAGAUUCCAGAGGAAGUUUAAAGACUGAUGAAAAUGGGAUUUAAUGAACGGGUAGUUUUAGUAUUGACGCAUUUAAAAAACAGAUGAAAAAUCAAAGCAUGCCUAAUCUAAAACAAGGCCAUAGAUUGCUAGUCAAGAAGCAAUGACUUUUCCUUUAAAUAUUCGUACUUAUGGUAACACCAGAAAUCAAUUAUUUAACAUCAAUCUGAGUUGCUGACUGUGAUAAUAUUAAAAUAAGAUUAAUGGUGCACUUUUCACGAAUUGAAAAGUGAUUUAUGAAUUAUUAUUGUUUUGCUUUAAAUUGUUACCAAUAUUUUUAUAGUAUACACGCAUACUUUGUUGAGAUAAUAAAAAGAAUUUCAAUUA
This is a messenger RNA of Nilaparvata lugens (brown planthopper), 2064 nucleotides long. Its product is annotated as extracellular tyrosine-protein kinase PKDCC. Gene Ontology annotation, molecular function: non-membrane spanning protein tyrosine kinase activity; ATP binding. The coding region runs from base 601 to 1719 and encodes 372 amino acids. Gene Ontology annotation, biological process: protein phosphorylation. The record is from RefSeq and is a predicted model, not a curated record. Lineage: Eukaryota; Metazoa; Arthropoda; Insecta; Hemiptera; Delphacidae. The transcript is spliced from 6 exons.